Messenger RNA from Colletes gigas, 834 nucleotides. RefSeq lists its product as uncharacterized. The transcript is spliced from 3 exons. NCBI's taxonomy places the organism in Eukaryota, Metazoa, Arthropoda, Insecta, Hymenoptera, Colletidae. The record is from RefSeq and is a predicted model, not a curated record. Bases 1 to 834 code for a protein of 277 amino acids.
AUGGAUUGGUUCGCGAGCAACCCCAGUCUGGGGUCACGACGUUCGUUGGCCGUUUGUCUGGUGAUCGUCUGUGCGAUGUCCGGCGUCCGGCGGGUCCUCGCCGCUGAUGGCGACGACGCCAAGGACGCGUGGAACGGAAUCUCCAACGGUUGCUCGGCCACCGACGCGAACAACGCGUCCGUGUCUUGCUACGGGGUGAGGAUCGUCAGGAAGAUCAUGCACCAGCUGUUGGAGAAGUCCAACAAGGAGCCGAACAUCGAGAUCUUCGACGGCGUCAGCCUGGUGGAGGUGCCUGGCGGCGGGCCCACCAGGAAGGGCAAGCUCAUGAAGGGAUUCGGGAGCAUGGGCUCGUUGGUGCAGUUCUUGGAGGGACGGGAGCUGAGAAUCAAGCUGCCCAGCCUUCUGCCGCAGAACAUCGAGACUGCCCUGCAGGAGAGUUUGCCGGCUGAUCAAGCUAGGGCAGGCGGCGGUGGUGGUUAUGGCGGUCUGGGAGGCGGAGGCGGUGGCGGUGGCGGCAAGAAGGGCGGCGGCGGAGGAUACCUCAUUAUGGCGAUGAUGAUGGGAAAAAUGAUGGCGGCGAUGGGAUUCGGGGCUUUGGGUCUGCUGGCGAUGAAGGCUCUGAUGGUGUCGGCGAUGGCGCUGAUGCUGUCGCUGAUCGUGGCCGUGAAGAAGCUGACGAGCGGCCAUGACAGCGGCGGCGGCGGCCACCACGUGGUCUACGCUCAGGACGUCGGCCACCAUCACUACCGCAAGAAGAGGUCACCCGGCGAGGUGGACCAAGAUCUGCCCUACAGAGGAUACGCGCACCUGUUCAACGAUCUACGGUUGUCCUGA